This is a messenger RNA of Bombus impatiens (common eastern bumble bee), 470 nucleotides long. RefSeq lists its product as uncharacterized. NCBI's taxonomy places the organism in Eukaryota, Metazoa, Arthropoda, Insecta, Hymenoptera, Apidae. The transcript has a single exon. The annotation marks the transcript as partial. The record is from RefSeq and is a predicted model, not a curated record. Gene Ontology annotation, molecular function: catalytic activity.
AUGCGCAUCCUCCAGACGAGCCUAGGAAAAUCAAGGCGGGCGCAAGACCUGCUAUACCAAACCAUUUGGGAGAGCACGGUCGCCCUAGCGGUAGUGGUGGAACCAUACAGAGUCCCGGAUGCUCCGGAAUGGGCCGGAGAUACAGGCGAAAUCGUUGCCGUCACCUGGACAUCAAAGCCCGGCGCAUUCGUCCGCGGAGCCCUGCUGGAACGCGGCAUCGGAUACGUCGCGAUCGAGUGGGCAGGGAUGGUGGGGGUGGGAGUGAACGUGUCACCCAACAGCGGACGGGCAACAUUCGAGGAAUUCCUGAACGGAGUCGGCGACUGCGUCAGGCGACGACUCCCCCGGCAAGUGCUCGUCCUGGGAGACUUCAACGCGCACUCCAUGAUUUGGGGGAACGCCAGGACCAACGCGCGCGGCCGCACGCUGUCAAACUGGGCCGCGGGACUUGGACUCCUGUUGGUGAACAG